AUGGGCGGCGAGCCAGGUAACCAGGACCCGUCGCCGGCGAGCGCGCGGCCGCACGUGCUGCUCCUGUGCAGCCCGUGCAUGGGGCACCUCAUCCCUUUCGCCGAGCUGGCGCGCCGGCUCGUCGCCGACCACGCCCUCGCCGCCACGCUCCUCUUCGCCGCGGCCACGGACGCCCCCUCGGAGCAGUACGCCGCCCUGGCCGCGUCCGUGCCCGACGGCGUCGACCUCGUCGCGCUGCCCGCGCCACCGGAGGACGCCCUGCCGCCCUCGGCCACCGUGCGCGGACGCGUCGUGCACGCCGCCCUCUCCGCUGUCCCGCAAGUCCGGGACAUCGCCCGGUCGCUGGCCUCGACCGCACCGCUCGCCGCGCUCGUGGUGGACAUGGCCAGCGUGCCGGCGCGCGACGUCGCGGCGGAGCUGGGCGUGCCGUGCUACAUGUUCUUCACCUCGCCGUGGAUGCUCCUGUCCCUGUUCCUGCACCUCCCGGAGCUCGACGCGGGGCUCGUCGGGGAGUACCGGGACGCGACGGGGCCCAUCCGGCUGCCGGGCUGCGUGCCGAUCCACGCGCCCGAGCUUCCCGGGUCCAUGCUCGCCGACCGGAGCAGCGACACGUACGCCGGGUUCCUGUCCUUGGCCAAGGACGCCGCGAGAGUCGACGGGAUUCUCGUGAACACGUUCCCUGAGGUGGAGCCCGCGGUGGGGCAAGGCGGCACGGACGGCGUGAAGGACAUGCCGGUGCACGCGGUCGGGCCGUUGGUCUGGACAAGGCCAGUCGCGACCGGCGUGAACCGGGAGCCGGAGCACGCACGCCUCAUCACAUGGCUGGACCAGCAGCCCCGUGGAUCCGUGGUGUUCCUGUCGUUCGGGAGCGGUGGCACGCUCACGCGCCGGCAGACAACCGAGCUAGCGCUCGCGCUGGAGGCGACCGGGCGUCCGUUCAUCUGGGCGGCAAAGCGGCCACACGAGGACACGGCGGACGGCGCCUUCUUCGGAACUGGCCGAGGAGGAGACGACGACGACGACCCGCUCGGCUUCCUGCCGGAGGGAUUCGUCGAGAGGACGGCGGGGGUGGGGCUCGUCCUCCUGUCGUGGGCCCCGCAGACGGCGAUCCUCGCGCACGCCGCCGUCGGGUGCUUCGUCACGCACUGCGGGUGGAACUCGAGCCUGGAGAGCAUCCUUAAUGGAGUGCCGAUGGUGGCAUGGCCGCUCUACGCCGAGCAGAAGAUGAACGCUGCCAUGUUGGAGGCCCACUCAGGGGUGGCGGCCCGCUUGAACGCCGCCGGACCGGGCAACGGCGACGGCUUUGUCUGCAAGGAAGAGAUCGUGAGCGUGAUCCGACGUGUGAUGGAUGGAGACGAAGCAACGACGAUGAGGAUGCGUGCUGGUGAGCUCAGAGACAGAGCCACACAUGCGCUAGCCAUGGAUGGUUCUUCAACUCUUGCACUAGCCAAGGUCACAGCUUUGUGGAAAUCUUCUACUUCUAGUGACGAAAAAUAA
Molecule: messenger RNA, 1497 nt
Organism: Triticum turgidum subsp. durum (durum wheat)
Lineage: Eukaryota; Viridiplantae; Streptophyta; Magnoliopsida; Poales; Poaceae
Source: the annotation of a GenBank genome assembly